AUGGGCAAGAAGCGCAAGAUCACGCACCAGAACCACUUCGUCGACACCGUCAAGAAGAAGGGCCCGGCAGGCCCUCCCUCGAAGAAGAAGCCCCAAAAGGGAGGCGCCCACAAUGCCAACGAAGCGGCGGCCGCGGCCAAGAAGAAGAAGGCGCACCAGCAAUACCACCAGAACCAGGACCCCGUCAUCCCCUUCUCCCCCGAAGACGCCAUCCUCCUCAUCGGCGAGGGCGACCUCAGCUUCGCCGCGAGCCUGGCCGCCCACCACGGCUGCCGCAACGUGACCGCCACCGUGCUCGAGAAGAACGAGAAGGAGCUGCUGGAGAAGUACCCCCACGCCGCGGAGAACAUCGCGACGAUCACCGGCGCGAAGACGAAGCCGUCCGCCAAGUCAAAAGACGAGGAGGAAGAUGACGAACAAGAAAACGACGACGACGAGGACGAAGCGAGCGCAGACGAAGACGACGAAGACGAAGACGAAGAAGCCACACCAAAAACCCCAAACAACAACAAAAUCCUCUACAACGUCGACGCCCGCACAAUGAAACCCUUCACGAAGCGCACCACAACCCAAUCCCACCACGGCACCUCCGUGACCACCAAAUCCGGCCUCUACAAGCGCAUCCUCUUCAACUUCCCCCACGUCGGCGGCAAGUCCACCGACCGCAACCGCCAGGUCCGCUACAACCAGGAGCUCCUCGUCUCCUUCUUCACCACCGCCCUGCCCUCCCUCGCCCCCGGCGGCACCCUCGUCGUCACCCUCUUCGAGGGCGACCCCUACACCCUGUGGAACGUCAAGGACCUCGGCCGCCACGCGGGGCUCCAGGCCCUCCAGAGCUUCCGCUUCCACUCCUCCGCCUACCCGGGCUACCGCCACGCCCGCACCCUCGGCGUCGUGCGCGAGAAGAGGUCCGGCGAGGCCAGCGGCGCCGCGUGGAAGGGCGAGGAGAGGCCCGCGAGGAGCUACGUCUUCAUGCGCAAGGGGGAGGCGCCCGAGGCGCUGCCCGCGCAGAAGAAGAGGAAGAAGGGAGGGGACGAGAGUAGUAGCGAAGAGUCCGACUUUGAGAAUGACGAUGACUGA
Messenger RNA from Colletotrichum karsti, 1080 nucleotides. RefSeq lists its product as uncharacterized. Gene Ontology annotation, biological process: rRNA base methylation. Bases 1 to 1080 code for a protein of 359 amino acids. The record is from RefSeq and is a predicted model, not a curated record. Lineage: Eukaryota; Fungi; Ascomycota; Sordariomycetes; Glomerellales; Glomerellaceae. The transcript has a single exon. Gene Ontology annotation, molecular function: rRNA (uridine-N3-)-methyltransferase activity. Gene Ontology annotation, cellular component: cytoplasm.